Messenger RNA from Funneliformis mosseae, 1350 nucleotides. NCBI's taxonomy places the organism in Eukaryota, Fungi, Glomeromycota, Glomeromycetes, Glomerales, Glomeraceae. The record is from the annotation of a GenBank genome assembly.
AUGAUUGAAGAGAUAAGAAACCAGCUAAACAUUGCACUUGAAGAGUAUAGAAAGGCUGAGGAGAAGUUGAAGGCGUUUGAAGAGGGGAAAAAACAGGUGAGGUUAGACGAUUUGGAGGAUAAGUUGUAUAAAGAAAAAUGGAGGAACGGAGACCAGAAGAAGGCACCCUCAGCUCUUAUAAACUUUUGGAUUUCUUUAAACGAUUCAUCUAGCAAUGACCAAGUUCUUUCUCUUCCAUCUGGUGUCCAUUUUCUUGGGGAUUCACUUUUGUAUCCAACCAAGCUCAUAAUUCGACAAGCAUAUAAUGAUCUAUGGAAUAAUAUUAAUUCUUCUGUUGAAUCUGGCAUCUUUCGACGUUAUACCAUUACUGGAAACCCUGGUAUUGGAAAGAGUUAUUUUCUAUUCUAUUUGCUAUACAUCCUUCGAUGUAAAGGUGCUACUGUGGUUUUUGACAGACAGAUUGAUAAAAAAUAUAUUAUCUUUACUGGUGAAAAUGUAUACAUAACAUUUUAUGAUGAUAUGGUUGAAUCUUUUUUGAAUAAUCCUACAACUUGGUAUCUUGUUGAUACAAAACCACCACCUUAUGUCCAUGCCAUUACUAUCCUCGUCUGUUCUCCAAAUAAAGCAUAUUACAAAGAAUUUCGCAAAAUGUUAAAGUCAACAAUAAGGUACAUGCCUAUUUGGAGUUGGAAUGAAAUUGUAAAAUGUCGAAAUCUACUUUAUACAGACAUUAUUGAUAGUGAGUUGAUAAAAUAUUACAAUCAUUGGGGUGGUAUUCCAAGAUUUGUAUUGGAGAAAGCUGGAGAUCCAUCACAGGAUCUGUUGUUAGAACAAGCAAUAGUAAGCAUUAGUUUGGAAAAAUGCUUACAAAGUGUUGGUGAACUUGAUACCAGUGAGGAAGAAAGCAUUACAAGUUCAUUCCGUGGACAAUUGUUUGAGGGAUAUGUUCACAAUCUAUUACGAAAUGGAGGAGAAUUUAAUAUUAGAAAUCUUAAUGAUAAUAAUAUUGUUUAUUCUAAAAUCCAAUUAACAAAACGAAAUCUGAAAUCCUUUCAAAGUUUAUCUGAAAUUGAUUUUACUGUUGAUGAUUAUUGGAGACCAAUAGCAAAGAAUUUCCCAUCAUUUGAUUCUCUGAUACCUUCUGUUGGAUUAUUUCAAAUUACAAUAGCAUUAAAUCAUAAUAUCAAAAUAGCUGCAUUAAAAGAAUAUGAUAAAGUUAUUGGUAAUAAGAAUUCUAAUAUAUUUUUUGUUGUUCCUAGCAGUAUAUUUAACAAAUUUAUUAAACAGAAGUAUUGUAUAGAAAAUGGAAAAAUAGCCGAGAAUAUCCCUUUGUGGAUUCAAAAUUUAUAA